Molecule: messenger RNA, 9784 nt
Organism: Caenorhabditis sp. 36 PRJEB53466
Lineage: Eukaryota; Metazoa; Nematoda; Chromadorea; Rhabditida; Rhabditidae
Source: the annotation of a GenBank genome assembly
AUGAGCAUUGCCCAAUUUCAAACUCUGAAAAAGCACUUUGAAAGCAUUUUAACAGGGGACGGAAACAAGGCGGCGCGACAGGUGAGAUCUAAACCUUUUUGAGUUAUUUGUUUCUUUCUCUUCAGAAAAUCAUCACAAGCAUUUGUGAGCUUUACGACUGUUUGGGGAGAGAUGCGACCAGCCAGCAGUUCGAGAAGGUCUACGAGCUUUACGAGUUGUCAAAGCACAUUUUCAAGGCAGCGAAUCAGGUAAAGAAGAGGGAAAGGAGCUUAUAAGAGUUGGACGGUUUUCAGGAAGUGACGGAGAAUGAUGAAAGGUGGCAGAAUUGUCCGCAAAAAGAAAACAAGACCGCUUCGAGACUGUACAAAACGAAACUGUUUGAGCUGUCCAUUUAUCAUUUGAAAAACUGCUGUCAGCAAAGUAAUAUAAUCCUGAAUGACUUGUCGUUAUUGGAAGGAGUUUCCAGAACUUGAUCACAACAAUGUUCCGUGGAUCCAGUACUGUUUGGCGGUCCUCCAGAAGUCGUGGAUUCGGUCCGAAGUGAGCAUGGAAUGUGAAUUGUCCGCGUGCCUCCUCUCGUGCGCAAACGCCUCUCAACUGCACUGGGCACAGCAUAACCAUUUGAAAAGUUGGGAAAACGGCAGAUUCUGAUUGAACGCAACGUCAUUUUCAGGACUGUGGGAGUUUAUUUGGGAGCGGAUUGCUGAAAAGACACUGGACAUGUCUAUUCUGAAAAACUACGUGGAGCUGGCUGUUAAAAUGAUGAAAGAAGUGGAGAUGACGGUCUUCGAGAAGUCGCCAUUCCAUAUCGUUCGAAUUGUUGUGCACACUCUUAAGAGAAUCGCCGAAAGUGUUGAUUCUACAUUGUUCGUUUAUCUUUCCGUUUCAUUAGUAAUUUUUAUUGUUCAGCUGGGCACAUUCGAGAAAAUAUUCAUUCGUCUACAUUCUCUCCUAUGUCGUUCAUCGGUGGGGAGUUGCAGCCAGAGAUCUGAUCCUUCGAGAUUCCAUCGAAAUUAUAAAUCAUCUGAAAACUCUUAUGACAGUCGAACAUUCUGGAAUGGAAGACUCAAAGGCACGUUAGGACGAGGUUAUUUCAAUCCAGAACAUCCAUAAAUUCAGACUUGUAUGAUGAUGCUGAUAGACGAUUUGAUCAAGUUGGCUAUGGUGAAAACGGUCGGAAAACAUCGGACGAUGGAUGAAGAAACCGAAGAGAAUAUGAAGGAUCUUGUGCGAACCGCAAUUACGGAAACUCUGAAGUCAGCACAUGGAUUUUAUUUCAGUAAAGCCAAGUUUUCGCUUUACAAAGAAUACGUGAAGUACCUCGCGAGAUGGAUCAUAGCUCUGCGAGUUCUUGAACCUCCGCCUUAUGAUGAAUCUUUUGAAAUGGUGACAAGCAGCCGGAAGAAGAACGACUACGGAGGCGCAUUCACAUUUAAAGGACUCGUUAGUCUUUCGUUUGGGGAAUCAAUCUCUCCGAACGUCAACAAAUGCAACGCCUGGAACGGGGCAAUGCAAAUUAUAAGGGAAGUCAUCGCCAGUCAGAAAUUGAGUUAUUCUACAAUCGGACUAAUCAUAUCUUCACUGUGGGCGAAACGGAAGGCUUUCACAACGGACGAGCUCCGUGCCACUUUCUGUUCUCUUCUGGCAAGCACAACACAUCCAUAUGUUAUGUUCGGAAAAGAUCAGAUCCCGUCAAUUGACCUUCUUCUCAAAUACGCGCUCUCCCUCAUGCCGAACGUGACUUCUCUUCCCAGCUCCGCUUAUCUCAUCGAGUGCAUCAUCCGCUCUCAUCCUCAAGCCGUUACGAAGGAAAUGCAUAGAGCAAUCUGCGACACCGUCUCCAGAACGAAUCCUUCUUCGCUUCCCGUUCUCCGCCUUCUUUCUGCUUUCAUUUCGUAUACGGAGUUCGAAGAGGGAUCUCGUUUCAGCAGUAUCAAUGACGAUGCGAAGGGAAGUUGGAGUCUUCGGAAGGACACGAUUGACUGGCUUCUCGUUGAUCUGAGUGCGAACUCUCACCCUCUGCUUUAUCAAUUGUGUCGUUAUCAUCCGACGUUCUGCUAUGAAAUGGAUCAGCCCAUUCAUGGUGAUCUGCUAGUUCGAGAGUUUUCGUUAAUACUCAAUUUGCAGAUGACUUACUUCUUCAAUCUCUGAAGCAGUGCCAGCUGGUCAGUUCCCCUCAAAUAUCUGCGGUUUCGCCGUUCCGCCCGAUCGAUGCAACUAUUGAUGAAAUGGUUUGUUACGUACACGGCGAGCUGCAACAUCUUUUGAGUGAGCUCUAGGCACCGAAUCUGUCGAAGUUUAACUGUGUUUUAGGCCUCGAUCUCUCCCUCCCCGUUUUCGUACUUUGCUACGAGUUCUCUCUCAAAUGCCAACAAAAUCUGUUCGAUUUCAGCGUAAAAUGAUCUAGUCAAUACUCAAUCAGAUCUGGAAUAUUUCAGAAUAUCUACAAAAAGAUUGAAAAAGUUUCGGAAACCCUGGAAGAUUCGGAGUUCCAACAGGCAAUUGAAACGAUCACCGUUUGGCCAGAUAAACUGUCAUUUCCGAACGGAAGGCAGUCACCAGAAUGUCUCAUCGCCUUCUUCAUCGCCAAUCUCAGUAACCAGCUCAUCGAACUGAAUGCGUGGUAUUCGUGGAAAAACGAUAUUGUUCCUUUGCUAGCCGAACGCGUCAAAAAUAGUCCCGGAUUGCGUUCAAAGGUGCAGCAGGCGAUGCCCUUCAAUCAUUUCGUUAAGCUGUACAUUCUCGACAAUGUAGGAGAUUUGUAUGAAACAGCGAAGCGAUUUGUGGAUGUGUCUUUUCUUUUAUCCCAUAGGAACAUGCUCGCAACUAGAACACGCAUCAGGUUAGUCAGAUUCAAAUAACAAGAAGUGAAUAUUUUUCAGGAACGAAGCGGCAGAGCAGUUGAAAUCUGGCGAAUCGAUCACUGAGGACGAUAUGACUCUGAUUGAGAACAUGACGGCGUCUGCAUGCGUUCGGAAUGUAACAGGCAGCAAUCGGAUCGGAGGAUAUCAACUGGAUGCACUGGCAGUCGCGCACAACCCGAAUCACGUUUUCUUCGAUGAUCGCAGCCUUGUCUUGUACCUCCGAAUGCUCAGAAAAUCCCCGUUUCUCGCACAGAACAUUGUGAGGCAUGUAGUUGAAAAUGAGGAAAUGUGGCACUUGCAUGGCAAACUGUUGAAAUAUGUGGUGAAGGAUGAAUGUCUGCUGACGGUAAGAUACCAUUGCGCACGUUGUAUUGAGUUGGUUUUUUUCUGCAGGUCUGUAUCGCAACAAUUCCAGACAUAGUUCGUUAUUUGAAAGUUUAUCAGGUCUUACUCAAUCCAGAUGUGCCUGUUCUUGAUUUACUGUAAUCGGUCUUCAAUUGCUUCGAACGUUUUCAUACUCGUUUUCAGACGUUUCAAUACAAAAUCUAUUGCUGCCUGUCAAAAAUACAUUCGAAAACCCAAACAAAAUGCGGAUUCCAUCACUCCUGGGCAGCUGAUCAUUCUCUUCGGCUGCGAUAAAAACAAAUGGGCAAGAGUGAUCGUAAGAUUCUGGAAACUGUUCGAGAAAGAGCCCGCCUUCGUGUGCGAGAGGUUGUACCACUUUGUAAGUUGGCCAAGAAUCUACUCUUAUUAUUUCUGAUGGUUCAGGCAAAGCGAUGCGUCGCGCUCAACCUCUUAAAUCGCAUCGUCGCUCUUCUGAAAGCUAUUUCGACAAGCGAAUUCUGCAUAAAUGUUUUGAAGGAUGAACACCUUCGGACAGUUUACAAACUCGUUUAUCGCUCUAUUUUUACACUCAUAACGGACAAAACGUGCAGGUUCCGUUUCUGGCCACUCGAGCCCACUCAAUAUUUCAUUUAUUCAGAACAGAAAUAGUGGAAUCGUGCAUGGACGAGAGACAUCGUUACGAUCUGUUCGAGCAUCAGAUCAAGAAAGUUCCUGCCGAGCAUACCGACAAGUACAUGAACUUUGAAAACGAAGUAUCAUUCUCGGUCGAAAAGUUUCUUCAGUACGGAAUUGAAACUGACAACGUUGACUUUACGGAUUUCGGACUCACUGAAUUCUACAAACAGCUCAACGACAAUCUGAGUGAAGAGAUAAUUAAAACGAGUGAAUCGAGAGGUUUUUUUUUACUGGAAAAGUUACGCUUUUCAAAUUUUCAGGCAAGUACAUGGUCGACUUUCUCGCUUUCGUCUGGCUCCAGUUGCCUUCAAUGCGCCCGCGAAUUCUCCCGAUCGUCGCUCGUUUCAAGCAUAUUUCUCCAGCUUGGGCCCGUUUUCCACAGCCUCCUCACGUGACUGCUGACGAGCACACUUUUGUUUUCAAACUGCGGUUCGUCCUCGCCAUGAAGAUGAUGGCGAAUGACCAAAUAAGAAGCGGAGAGCUGUCGACAAGCGUUGUACUGCUGCUGACCACCUACGAUCGCAAGUACUCGACUUGUGCUCUGAUGACUAAAUCUCAAUAUAGACGAAAGAACUUAAGUUCGGGCAUGCUGCCCAUGCUGAUCAAAACGCUUCGGAAGCAGUUGAAUGGGGAAGAAAAAGAAAUGAUCGACGGAGAUUUGUUUGAAACGGUCGCUCAAGCGGCGUCCCUAAUUCGAGAAGUAGCGGCGUGCUUCGCUCCGUUCUUGUUCAAGAUAUGCGUUGAUGUGAAGGCAUGUUACGAUUUUGCCCUCUCUAAGUUGUUGGAAGGACUAGCUGUAGUGAACAAACGAGAAAAGCCAGUAAUUUUCUGCCUGGCCGAAUGCGUUGAUUCGAUGGGUUUGAAUGUUCUCGCUCGGUUUGAACGACUUCCAGACACGCCGAAGGGUGUGCAUGGCUCCCGUUGGUUCUUUGUUCUGGCGAGGCUCUUCCUCGACCACGGUUUCCUGACACACGCCUUCGCCAUAGCAAAUCUUAUUUUUGAUCGACUCGUUUCGAACACCAGAAAUGUGAUGAUGAUCGACAGAAUCUCGUUGGAAGAGAUCGAACACAGCGAUCAAAUGAUAGCGUUGCUCGUGGAUAUCUACGUGGCGCAAGACAAUUCGGUCGCCCUGGGCUCCCUUCCUUCGUUCGUGCAAACCCGUCCGGAUGUCCGUCAAGUGAUGUUCAAAAACUCGAAAGAAUGGAUUCGUCUCGUAUCGACGAGUCUGUUGGAUUCGCAUGAAAUGACAAUAGCCAGAUGGAUGUGUGGUCUGCACUUGGAAGGUGGCGAGAAAUAUUUGGACUCAAUUCUUCAUUGUCGCUUUUCUGACUACCCGAAACUGGUGGAUUCGCCCAUCAAGUUUGUCUAUUUUCUACUUUACCAUCACGCACUCGGCACGGAUAUCUCAGUGGCAAUCAGUGAACUAACUGCACAAAUGAUGAGCGAACUGUCAAUCAACGAUGUGCGACUUCUGAUGUUAGUGGCGGACGAGGCGAACUUCGCUCCGGAAUCAAUCGAAGAGCACGUGAUGCAGGCGAUUCGAGAUCUAAGAGACACGGCCGGUAAGCGGAAAAGAAUGGAAUUCCAGCAGGCGAAAGUCAACGAGAAGACUGUUGGAAUGGUGAAAGUUGCGGAAAUUCUGGCGCAGAACAAUGCGCACGAAGCCGCAUCUCUGCUGAUGAACAAGUGGCACGAGGAGUGUCUCGCCUGGAAUUCUCCGUCGGUUGACGUGGCUCUCGUCGAAGUCUGUCAGUCAGGAAUUAUGUGCCGAGCGGGAGACUAUCGCAUGGCUGAGAUCAAUUUGAGGGCGAUGCAGCCGCAGUUGAACGACAUGAGUGACGUGGCAGUCGCUGAAUUGACGCUAGUUUUGAGCAAAAUAACUCUGGAGUAUCGAAACGAUUUGGACGAAGGAAUUCGGAUUCUGGAGAAAGGGUGUAAUCGAUUGAAGAAAAGAGAAUCUGUGGAAGCGAGAUUGAGGUUGUUGCUGGAAUUCCACUUGGUCUGCAUGAAUCAACUGUCCAAACUGGAAGAAUACCGCGAAUCGAGAAGUUUCCGUAUGAAACAACAGGCGAUUACAGCAUUCGAGCAACAACUGACCAAUUCAUCCCGAUUGGGCAGAGCCAAUUCUGAAGACGAAGGAUCGAAACGGGCGGUUUCCCGAGUUAAAAAAGAGCAUCAAUGCGAGAAGGAGGAAGUGGAAAAAGUGCAGAUCAGUGUGGUGACUGCUGCGGUGAAAGCCGUCUCGUCGGCAUUCGACGCACUUGGUAUUCUUGUAUUGUACUUUCAUCUCCAGAUCGGACUGUUUUCAGAAUGUAUCAGUCGGCUGAACGACACUGAAGAAGCCAUUCGGACCGCUUCACUCAUCGUCUUCCCUCUCAUUGACGUCAUUUACAAGUACGAACAGAGUCCAGAAGUCGUCGUACUUCUCAAGGAUCACUGCACCAAACUGUGCUCCAAACUGUGGUUGUGUGCCACUUCGCACAUCGCUUCAAAGUGUUUCUCCGCCGAACCUUCUCCACUCCGCCGCUAUCUUUAUCAGAUACUUUUCCGAAUGAUCUGCGAUUAUCCUUAUCACGUUCUGCACACAGUUUUCAUGUAUGAAUCCGGACAGAGUGGGUCGACUGUCACGAAGUUUCUCAACUCGGUUCUGGAGAAAAGGACGCAGUGGGAUGUCAAUAAGCUGAGAGAAAUUGUCACUUUGAUGAGAGAAGUGCACUUAGCGUAUAGGUACGUUCCCCAAGACGACAGUAGUCACUUGUCUCUUUUAGAGAGUUGGCCCGAUUAGAGACGAGGGAGAAUCACCUGCUGCAGAAAGUGAAUGUCGAAGGAAAAACUAUGCUUAGACUGCCGUCAGACCUGAAAGUGUUAAAAUGUAGACUGGAUCGUCUGCCUAUCCCAACCAUCUCUCAAAAAGUACCACCUCGCACACACUCUCCCCAGUUCUGCUCAUUCUUACAGAUUGGACGAGCUGGAGACUACACGACAACCGGACUGAUCACCUGGAAAGCUUGGAAAGAUGUAUUCUCGAUCGCCGACGGACUCUCGGCGCCAAAGAUUUGGGAAAUUCAAGGAAGCGAUAAAAAGUGGUACAAGACAGUGUGGAAGAAGGACGACGUGCGACAGGAUGUGCUCGUGGAACAGAUGUUCGACGUUACGAAUAACAUGCUCGAAAAGAGAACUUUGCGAACGUACAAUGUCGUUCCUCUGGAUACGGAGUGCGGAAUCAUCGAGUUCUGUGGAGGAACCAUUAGCAUAAGUUUGUGUCUUUCCUUGGAAAUUAGAUAUGUGAAUUGUUAGAGGAAAUGUUGUGUGGAAUUACUCGUGACAAAGGUCUGCACAGCGAAUUCAAUCCGGACGAGCCGACGGCCACGAAGGUAUCUCUGCAGAUGCGCAACUCGCAGCAAGAGUCGACAGAGUCUCGGAGGAGAGUGUUCGUCGACAUUUGCAAAGUAUAUUCGCCCGUGUUCAGGUAAUCAUUAUCUAGGGAGAAAUGACGGAUUCACGACUUCAGGCACUUCUUUUACACAAACUUUCCGACUGCUCACAUCUGGAGAGAGAAGAUUGCCAACUACAGAAAGAGUCUUGCCACGUGGAGUGUAGGUUAGUUAUUCAUAUCCUCUUUCUCUUUUCUCCCAUCACUUCGUUACAGUGUGCUACAUCGUCGGUCUCGGUGAUCGUCAUGCUUCGAACAUUCUCUUCGAUCAGAACAAGUGCACCUUCGUUCACAUCGAUCUCGGAAUGAUCCUCGAAUACAGCAAAAGAACGCUUCCAGUCCCCGAAAGAGUGCCGUUCCGACUCAGUCGAGAUCUUCUUGAUCCGAUUUUGAUAGAAGGCAUCGAGAAUGGACAGCUGGCGGACGAGUGCAUCGUGGCGAUUGAGAAGUUAAAGCAGAACGGAAAAGUGAUUCUGGGAGUCGCGUCUGCCCUUCUCCGAGAGACAACGACAAACUUCCGGGAGGCGGAGCAAGCCAACGGCCGCCCUUCUUACAUCUCCGAAAUGGCCAUCGGGCGGCUCAGAGACAAGUUGGAAGGAACGGACGACGGAGUGACUGCGCAGUCUUCUGAUCUACAAGUUCGGAGGCUUUUGAGGGAAGCCACGUGCGCCGACAAUCUUUCAAGAAUGUUCUGUGGAUGGAUGCCGUUCCUCUGAAACCUCACUAAUUGUUGAAUUAAUCUGUAUAACAACACACAUAUUUUGAAUGCUCACAUUUACGGUUCUUGAUUUACAUCUGAUGAUUUUCAAAGUUUGCCUCUGAAUAAAAUUCAAUUCUGUUUUAUGAAAAUUCUGUUGCCAAUGUGCCAAAUGAUCUCUGCGUGACACGACCUUUGACUUGAGGCCAACGUGGCAACUAUGAUCAGCUGUGUACUAAAAGAUCUUGGUCGGAGUUCAGUAUUACUCGUUUUGCGUCACAAAUCCGACUCCAACGGAAAACAGUUAAUCCGUUCCGAUCUGACGAAGUACUCGAUGCGAAAAGGGUACUUUCCUAUGAUGAAUCGAUACCUCAAACUGUUAUUCGUCGUUGUUCUCUUCGGAUGUUUCCUGGCGUAUUCCAACCUUUUCAACCGUUCGUUCUUCCUCAAACAAUGCCGCAAUGCCACGUCACGUGACAAUACGGUAGCAGUGGAAGUGCCGGAUUCUCUGGAUGUCUGCAGAGGUCGGGAAAUGAGGAACUGCGUGCCUCCGUUGAGACGAUUCAAACAAAUGUACAGGGUACCAACACUUUUUUCUAUUUUCAUUACCUAAGUGUUCACAGACCGCCACGGGAAAAGGUCUGACUGCGUGUGUAAUCGAAAAGACGUUCUCGACGUUCCUCACCGCCAUCAUGUGCUUCCUGAACGAUCAGAAGACGUUUCUGGCCAGCAACCGGACACUCGAUUCGGAUAUUUAUUCGCAAAGGUCCGUGAAAAAUUUGUAGAUUUUACUUUUUUCAGUUGAAAAUGCUGAGAUAUGAAUAGUUUCUCGAAUAAACUGUAUUGGUUCUAUACGUAUUUGUCUCGUUUAAAAUUUGCAACUUUUUGCGCAAUCAUUCACGUUAUUGCUUACGGAAGAAAGUUAAAAACUAACAAAGGAUAGUUCUAGGUUUGAACAUAGUGUAAACUUUUUAAAUUAUGAUGAUUCCUGCCUGAAUAUUCUCCCAGAAAAAAAAAUUAUAUUGCGUAACAAUUUCUGCAGAUUAUGCAAGGAUAAGAACGAAUUCACCGAAUUGGAGAACAUUGCGAAUUGGAAGAAUAUGACGCUCUUCGCAGUGGUGCGCGACCCGAUCGACCGGUUUGUUUCGGGUUUCACAGACAAAUGUUUGCGGGAGAAAGUGUGGAAGCGUUACAAGAUGAGGUGUGGUGGCUGCAAAACGGUCGGUGAAUCUGAAAGAAGAAGAAGAAGAAGAAGAAAAAGAAGGAAGGGUUUCAGAAUCUGACGUGCUUCGUGGAUCAAAUGCAUUAUCGGAUGAAAUUCUUCGAACGACGUCCCUACGGAGGAAUCGACUUCGACGACAGUCACUUCUUCCCGCAGUCGUGGUGAGAGCGAGCGGCUCGAUCAGCUUCAGAACGACUCCUUUUCAGGCGGUGCGAGUUCUCCACUCAGCUUGUCAAAUACCGAAUUCUUCAACUGGACAGCCCUCAGUUUUUCGAUGAACUCCUCGAGUUAUUUGAGAGACAUGGAGUCGGUCCGGAGGCCAUCCAGUUCAUCAGUACAUGCCUCUCCACCGGGUUCCCCGUUCAUUUCUUUCUUCAGAUGCAAGUUUGCACACGAGAACUCCGCACAGUACGAAGGAUUCGAUGGAGAGGGCGGAGGUCGAGGAGAUGGUGCUCAAGACUCCGUACAUCCUUCGAAAAAUCAUCCAAAUGUAUUAUUUCGACUUUUUACUUUUCGGCUUCAAACUGCCAAUCAUUCCUCACGUUUAG